This is a messenger RNA of Pedinophyceae sp. YPF-701, 4188 nucleotides long. Lineage: Eukaryota; Viridiplantae; Chlorophyta; Pedinophyceae. The record is from the annotation of a GenBank genome assembly.
AUGGCGACGAGUGCGAAGUACAGCGCGCUAGAGACGGAGCAGGGCGGGCCUCAGGGCGCACAGGCGUCAAGGAAGCCGCCCGUGGCAGGGGCUGCACAGCAAGGGGAGGGCGCGCGAUGGUGCCCCGAGGAGGACGCCUCGCUGCUCAGCCGGCUCGGAUUCUUCUACAUGAACGGCCUCAUGGCGAAGGGCUAUGCACAGCCGCUCGAGAUGGAGGACCUCUGGGACGUGGCGCACUGGGAUUCCCCGGCGCCCGUCGCCGCGCAGUUCGAGCGCGCGCUGUCGUCCACGCGCACCCUCGCAGCCCCGUACGGACGCAUCGCGCGGGGGCUGCUGGCCUUCCGGGGUCGCCGGUUCGCGUCUGCGGGCGCAAUCAAGCUCGUCAACGACUUCGUGUCCCUCGGCGCGCCGUUCCUGCUGCAGCAGGAGCUCAAGGCCAUCCAGGACGAACGUCCGACGCGCGUCGUGGUGGGCCUCGCGACCGCGAUGCUGGCCGCCACGCUCCUGCAGACGCUCCUGAUCAACCGGUACUUCCACAUCGUGUUCCGCGUCGGCCUGCACACCAAAGUCGCCCUCGUCCACGCCCUCUACACAAAAAGCUUGCGCGUGAGCGGCGGGGUCCGCGCCGCGUUCGGCACGGGCCGCAUCGUCAACCUGCAGUCAAACGACGCGCAGAAGAUCUGGAGCCUGCCCACGUACCUGCACAUGCUGUGGUCUGGCCCCCUCCAGAUCGUCCUCAUUACGACGCUGCUGGCGCGCAUCGUGACGCCCGUGCCGGCGCUCGCGGGGCUGCUGUCGACGGUCGCGGUGAUCCCGCUCAACAUCCUCGUCGGCAAGCGGCUCGUGAAGAUCCGCGCCGAGCUCGUGAAACAGACCGACAGGCGGGUGAAGCUCGUCACCGAAGUCAUCACCGGGAUCAAGCAGAUCAAGCUGUACGCGUGGGAGGGCCCGUACGUCGACCGCAUCCGGGCGCUGCGCGCGCAGGAGCUGGCCAGUUUGUUCAAGUCGAACAUGACGUCGCUGAUAAACACCAUCAUCUCGCUCUCCGCGCCGAUCCUGGUCUCGAUCGUCACGUUCGCGGUCUACAUCAUGCGCGGGAACGAGCUCACCGCGGACAUCGCGUUCCCCGCCCUCGCGCUCUUCAACCAAUUGAGAUUUCCCAUCCAGGUUCUCCCGAAUCAGAUCAACAACCUCAUCAACGCCACCGUGGCGCUGCGGAGGAUGCAGGAGUUCCUGGGCGCGGAGGAGCUCGCCGUGCGCGGCUGCGACGAGCAGCGCGCCCGCGGCCGCGCGCCGCCGCCCCCCACGAUCGACGAGGACGCCCCCCUCCCUCCGCCGCCGCCGCCCUCCUGCCCCGCGUGCAUCGACGACCCCAGCGUCGCCGCGUCGUUCAAAAACGCCGUCUUCCGGUGGCCGACCGUCCCGGAGCCUGCGUCGGCGGCUGUGGCGCGCAAGGACGACGCGGCGCGCGCCCCGACGCCGGGCGCGUCCCAGAGGGGCAAUGCGUUCACGUUGGACGUGGCAGACUUGAAGGUGCAACGCGGGGACCUGGUCAUGGUCGUGGGGCAGGUCGGGAGCGGCAAGUCGUCGCUGCUGUACGCGCUGCUUGGGGAGAUGGAGCGCGCGCAGGGCCGCGCGGGCGUGCGGGGCCAGUCAGUGGCGUAUACUGCACAGGACCCUUGGAUUCAGAACAUGAGCCUGCGCGAGAACGUGCUGAUGGCGGGGCCUGGCGGGCUGGCGGGGGGGCGCGUGGACGAGGAGAGGUACGCGGAGGUGCUGGAGGCGUGCGCGAUGAUGCCGGACCUGGACGUGUUGCCGGCGGGCGACUUGACGGAGAUCGGCGAGAAGGGGAUCAAUCUGUCGGGCGGGCAGCGCCACCGGAUAGCGCUCGCGCGCGCCGCGUACUCGGAGGCGGAGACGUUCCUGCUGGACGACCCGCUGAGCGCCGUGGACGCGCACGUUGGCACGCACAUCUUUGAGAAGUGCAUCCGGGGGUACCUGGCGGGGAAGACGCGCAUCCUGGUGACGCACCAGCUGCAGUACCUCAAGGGUGCGGACAUGAUCGUGGUCAUGGAGGGGGGCCGCGUGACGCACACAGGCACCUACCGCGACCUCAUCAACAGGGGCGUGAAGUUCGCGCUGUUCGAGAACGAGAGCAAGCACGAGGACCACGAGGCCGAGACGCCGCAGGAGCGCGGUGCGGGCGGCCAGAGCGCCGGCGAAAAGCUCAACAGGCGCGAGCUGUCGGCGCGCGUGCUGAAGAAGCGCGCGGAGAAGACGGGGGGCGCGGACGGCGCGGACGGACGGCUGACGCGCGCGGAGGCGCGCAGCAAGGGCUCGGUGAAGCGCACGGUGUACGCGCAGUAUCUCCUGGCGUGGGGCCCCGCGCUGGUAUUCCCGCUGCUCACAAUCGCGCUGGCGCUCGCGGAGCGCGGCACGCAGCUCGCGCAGCAGUUCUGGCUGUCAGACUGGGCCAACGACACCCUCGAGUCAUCGACGAGCGUCGACGCGGGCGAGGCGCCGUUAGACUCCAAGCGCUAUCUCCUCAUCUACGCGAUCAUCGGGUUUGCAGUCAUUGGCAUCGCGGCGCCGCGGUCGGUCGCGAUCGCGUGGGGUUCGAACAACGCGUCGCGAAACCUGCACAACCACCUCCUGGAGCGCGUCGCGCGCUUCCCGAUGUCGUUCUUCGACUCGCAGCCCUCCGGGCGCCUGAUCAACCGGUUCACGAAGGACCUGGAGGCCGUGGACUCGCAGCUGGCGUACAGCGUGUCGUCGCUCGUGACGUUCGGCGUGUCCGUGCUCGGGGCCUUCGCCGUCAUGAUCGGCAUCUCGCCCGUCGUCAUCGUCGCGAUCUUCCUCCUCGGAGCUGUGUACCUGCACAUCCAGAAAAUAUACCUGCGCACGUCGCGGGAAGUCAAGCGCUUGGACUCGAUCGCCACGUCCCCGAUUUUCGGCCACUUCAAGGAGACGCUCGAGGGCAUCACGACGAUUCGCGCCUUCUUCCGGCAGCCGGCGUUCCUGGACACGAACCUCCGCCUCCUCGCCCGCUCGGUCAGGGCCUCGUGGCCGCAGACAUCCUCGAACCGGUAUCUCUCUGUGCGGCUCGAAUCCCUGGGCCACGGCGUGGUGUACGCGGCGACGCUCGCCGUCGUCGCUAUCCAGCCGAAGAACUCGGCCCUCGUCGGCCUCGUCAUCUCCUCCGCCCUCAACCUCACCGGCACCCUCGCGUGGCUCGUCCGCGUCGCGACCGACCUCGAGGUCAACAUGAACGCCGUCGAGCGCCUCUUCGAGUACGACGACGAGGAGCUCGAGGCCCCGGAGGUCAUCGAGACCAGCCGCCCGCCCGCGACGUGGCCGCACGCCGGCGCCGUCGUCGCGAAGGGGCUGCAGGUGCGGUACCGCAAGGAGCUGGGGCUGGUGCUCAAGGGCCUGAGCUUCGACAUCGCGGCGAAGGAGAAGAUCGGCGUGUGCGGGCGGACGGGGUGCGGGAAGUCGACGCUGAUGCUCGCGAUGUUCCGCAUCGUCGAGCCGUGCGGGGGGAGUCUCAUGAUCGACGGGGUCGACGUGCAGUCGAUCGGGCUGUUCGACCUGCGGAGCAAGAUGGCGCUCGUGCCGCAGGACCCGGUCAUCUUCUCGGGCACGUACCGGUCGAACCUGGACCCGUUCGGCGCCGUCGAGAACGACAGGGACAUCUGGGAGGCUUUGCGGCGCGCACACCUCGCGGACUUCGUGUCGGCGUCGGACGGAGGCCUGGACGCGCCCGUGUCCGAGGGCGGCACCAACAUGAGCGUCGGGCAGCGGCAGCUGCUGUGCAUGGCGCGCGCGCUGCUGCGCAAGGCCCGCAUCCUGCUCCUGGACGAGGCCACGUCCAACGUCGACAACGCCACGGACAGCGUCAUCCAGGACACCAUCCGGACGGCGUUCGUGGACUGCACCGUGCUCACCAUCGCGCACCGGCUGCACACCAUCAUCGACGCGGACCGCAUCAUGCUUCUCGAGCGGGGGGAGAUCCUAGAGAUGGACCGGCCCGGCGCGCUGCUGCAGCGCCCGGAUUCGGCGUUCGGGCGGCUGGUGGACGGCACGAGCAAGGGCGCCGCGGCGGCGCUGCGGAGCAUCGCCUCAGGCAGCGGGCACGCGGGCCGCGCCGGCGUGAGCGCCGACGACGGUGCGGCGCCCGACCUCAUCUAG